Molecule: messenger RNA, 1415 nt
Organism: Labrus bergylta (ballan wrasse)
Lineage: Eukaryota; Metazoa; Chordata; Actinopteri; Labriformes; Labridae
Source: RefSeq, a predicted model, not a curated record
CCAAUAACUUAAAUGACUAAUUUUGGGCAUACAUACUGUAUGUUUAGGAAGACAACUAAUUUGGCAUACUGAAAAUAUGCACGAAAAAAGUGGUAUGGCAAAAAAACUGUUUUCUUUUUUACUACUGUGCUGCAUGAAAUCACCGGAAUAUUUGGAUUGCUAUAUUACUGAAUUAUUUUAUUUAAACAUUUUUAGGGAGACGAGGGAGACCUGCGCUUGACAUUACAAGGGAGCAAAUUCAGCUGCUCCUUACUCAAGGUUUCACAGUCAGAGCCAUGGCAAGGAUGCUCGGCUGUUCCUCUUCCUACCUUCAUAAGAAAAUGAAAUCUUUUCAGAUUUCAGCAAGAAAGAGAUUUACUUCCAUUAGCGAAAUUCACCUAGAGGAGCACAUCAGGAGACUCCAUAAUCAGUUUCCAAGAUCAGGCUCAGAAAUGAUGCGGGCAUACCUGCGUGCAGAAGGGAUUGUAGUGCAAAGAAGAAGAGUUCGAGAGACCCUUAACCGCAUUGAUCCAGCCGCUGCAGCCCAGAGAUGGAGUCAGACUGUGGCAAGGAGAACUUACCAUGUGCCAUUUCCAAAUAGUUUGUGGCACAUAGAUGGCCAUAUGCGUCUCAUUCGGUGGGGGUUUGUGACGCAUGCCGGUAUUGAUGGGAACUCCAGAUUAAUAACUUACAUCAACUGCAGUACAAACAACACAGCUUUGACAGUGUUAACUAAUUUUGUUCGAGCCACCUGUCUUUAUGGGUUACCCUCCAGAGUCAGAUCGGACCGCGGAGGGGAGAACACUCUGGUUGCUCUUUUGAUGAACCUUCUGCAGGGACAAGGACAUGCAGGUCACAUUGCCGGUCAGUCUGUACACAACCAACGUAUUGAACGUCUUUGGAGAGAUGUUUUUCAGCAGGUUGUGCACUACUUCUACACACUUUUCUAUUCUUUCGAAGAUGAACAAAUCCUGAACCCUGAAGAUAACUUUCAGAAAAUGGCUCUACAAGUAGUUUACAAGCCCGAAAUCCAAAAACGUCUAGAUUUAUUUAGACAAGCAUGGAACAACCAUAAAAUUAGAACGGCUAAUAACCGUACACCAACACAAAUAUGGAUGGAAGGCAUGCUGGCCAACAUUGAGCAGGAGUCAACAGCUCUUAACAAUGUUUUUGGAGUUGACCCUUACAUUGAAGAAAAUCUUGAGGCUUGCUUGGCAAGACAUGGCAUACAGCUAACCCAGUUACAAGCAAACAGAGAAGACUUGGAACAAGCAGUGAUUGUGCAACAACCACUCAACAUAAGCUCUGAUCAACACCAGGCUCUUCAAAAUGCAAUUGCUGGAAUAACACACUUAAAGGACAGGUAUCUUGUGUGUGCAAGAGAGCUUCAAAACAUUAUUCUCAGAACACAAUGAACUUGCUAAUUAUUGUUUUGA